GUCGGGAUGCAGCGUGAUCAUUUUAUAGUUAAAUCCCACAGCAAGUGCCUAAGCACCAGGGGGCAGGCAAACAAAUAUAUUUGUCGCAGUCUCUGACGCUGCUAGUCACGCAGCAGCUGAUAUGGAACACUAUUGCCGCGGUGGGGUGACCGAGGAACCGCUGGAGCUGUCCCAGCUGCCGUUCAAGACGCUGCCCGACGACCUGAUCUGGAUGAAGGUGAAGCCAACCAGCCGCGUCGGCAACAUGGUGGGCUAUGUCAAGACGCAGCUGAAGAGCCAUGACCACGUGCUGUGGAGCGGCAGUGGUCAGGCCGUCUGCAAGACCAUGAUGAGCGCCGAGCUGCUGAAAAAGUGCGUCAAGGAUCUGCACCAAGAGACGCAUUGCUGCUACAGGAGAACCGUGGAACUGUGGAAACCGAAGGAGAACGAAGCUCUGGAUACAUUGAAAGUGAACAAAGACGUGCCAUCCAUACACAUUUUGCUGUCAAAAUCAGCUGUCAAUCCAGACAGCCCCAGUUACCAGCCGCCGCUGCAGACGGUGCCCUUCUGGUCCGUGCCGAGCGAGCAGACCACCACGCAGACGCGGAAGCCGACGCUGGCCUCGCAGACGGCCGGCCCGGCCGGCGGGGACGCCAGCCUCAAGAAGCCGCGCAGGCGCGGCCCCCGGUGACCACGAGGGCCGGGCUCCCCACGCCCGAUGACGCCGGGCUCUGGGAUGAUGUUGGGUUCUGUCGGCAGCAGUGUAUGUCGCGCCGUUGGGACGCACAGUGCACGCUGGUGCGCUUCUCGCUUUCAUGACUGGCGCUAUGGGUAAUGUCACACGCGAUAACCCGAUGCAGAUGAAGGCGAGACCGACCGGCCGUGGGAGUAGCUUGAUCUAGCUGACUGGGUCAACCACAGGCUGAUCGGUCGCCUGAAGAGGGCGUUUUGCUGGCGCUGUAGGCGCACUCGCCAGUCUGGUACGUAGAAGUGAUGUAUGCGAAGUUCAAGAUCAUGCGACUGGACGAUGCAGUAGCCGCCUGCCCUCACGCGGCUGACCUGCGUUUUGCCUAUUUGGAACACGCCCCAGUCGGUCACCGAGCCAUUCCCGAUGCACAAGCGGGUGAUACCGGUCACCGGCCGGGGCCGGACCUGACCUGGCGUCAGAGCGUGUCCCAGAGCCUGCCACACUGAGCCAGUGUCUUCUCGGAUGAUCCCCGGCGUGAGGCGGGCUUGGGUGAGCUGGCUUGGUGUCGGAGGUCACCCGAAGCUGGUGUCUUUCCGGACGAUCCCCCGACGAGAGUUGGGCAUGGUGGUCCGCGCGCUAGUGAUAUGCACCGAAGACCGCAUUAAGGGACGUAUUCACCGCUGGUCCACG
Messenger RNA from Pollicipes pollicipes, 1357 nucleotides. Its product is annotated as ribonuclease P protein subunit p25. The record is from RefSeq and is a predicted model, not a curated record. NCBI's taxonomy places the organism in Eukaryota, Metazoa, Arthropoda, Thecostraca, Pollicipedomorpha, Pollicipedidae. Gene Ontology annotation, biological process: tRNA 5'-leader removal. The transcript is spliced from 4 exons. The coding region runs from base 122 to 670 and encodes 182 amino acids. Gene Ontology annotation, molecular function: RNA binding. Gene Ontology annotation, cellular component: ribonuclease MRP complex.